This is a messenger RNA of Tuber aestivum (summer truffle), 3657 nucleotides long. NCBI's taxonomy places the organism in Eukaryota, Fungi, Ascomycota, Pezizomycetes, Pezizales, Tuberaceae. The record is from the annotation of a GenBank genome assembly.
CCUAGGUUUGCCCCCCCUCGUGGUCGUCGUGGGCUUCGUCCUCCUCGCGUCCUCCUCCUCGUUGCCCCUACCUUUGCCCUGCAACCACAAUCUCACACCAAAACUUGUUCCAGUCACCACCCCCUUCUACCGACCAAUCUGGUUUCUUUUUUGUUCACCUGCAUCUUUUCUUUUCCUUGUUUCCCCCCCAUCCCAUCCCCCCUUUGAUUCUGCCCAGCAUUGUCAGCAUGGCUCCGUCAGCCCAGUCUUCGCCGAAGGUCACGACCCCCCGCUCCCCCAAGAUGAUCCCGCCGUACUACCCGAGAUCACCAAGAAAUGUGUCGGCCUUUCUCUCUCCCGUUCCUCUCCCUGCCUCGAACACUCCUCAAAACCUGCUCCCGCUCGACAGCGGUUCCAACGGUGGCCCUCAACAGCCACCCCUCCAGUCGGCAUCCCCACAUCCUAUCAAGCAAUCACAGCACUCAUCCAUUGCGAAAUCCGUCAUGAGCGCGCCAGGAAUGGCACGCUCAUAUUCCGCCGGGAAGGAGUGCACCGAAUGGCUUUCACCACCAACCCAAUUGUACCCGGGGCAGGCUUUGACUGACACUCCCGCCACUACGGCGCCCAACUCGCCGCGGAUGUGAGUCUCCCUCCUUCUAUCUAUUCUUUAUACGGUGUUAUUUUUGGGGGCCGACAAAGCUGACGGUACCGGCAUCCGUUCAGCCGUGCCACCACCCUGGACAUACCUGGCUUGACAAAGUCGCGAGUCUCUCCGGAUGGUCGUAUUGCACGCCGUGACAUUGGCGCCAAGCUUGUUAUUGUUAUGGUCGGCCUUCCCGCCAGAGGGAAGAGCUAUAUUACACAGAAAGUGGCUAGAUAUCUCAAUUGGCUGCAGCACGACACCAAGAUCUUUAAUGUUGGUAACAGAAGGAGAAUUGCGGCUGGCGCGCAGGACAAUCUAGCCAAUAGCGAGCCUCUUCAUCCAACUGUGAAACCGGCCGGUCCCGCUACGCCCGCGACCCUGUUACACGGGACUGGUCUAUUCUCGCCAAAGGCUCUUUCGUCCCUGGCACACUCCGGCCCCAGCGCCGGCGGGCAUCGAAGAACUGAUUCUGUUACAUCUGUUGACAUUGAUGGAGGUGUUGAUCAGUCUGCUUCCUUUUUCGAUCCGGCAAACAAAGCGGCAGCCGAACUCAGGGAGAAAGUGGCUAUGGAAACGCUCGACGAGCUAUUAGACUACAUUCUUAAUCAGGGCGGCUCCGUCGGCAUUCUUGAUGCUACUAACUCGACGCGUGAGAGAAGAAAGGCGCUGGUUGACAGAGUGAGAGAAGUCGCUGGAAAGGAAUUAGGUGUUUUGUUUCUCGAGAGUGAAUGUCAUGAUCAACAGCUUCUCGAGGCGAAUAUGCGAUUGAAGUUGAGCGGCCCUGACUACAAGGGACAAGAUCCGGUUAAGGCGUUGGAGGAUUUCAAAAAGAGGGGUAUGUUUCCCAUUGAUAUCUCUGGAUGCGGUUUGUCGAGCUAACCGUCCUGCCCAGUCGAAAUCUACGAAAAGAAUUAUGUGCCUCUCGGCGAACACGAGGAAAGGGCUGGAAUGCAAUUCAUCAAGGUAUUUUACUUUACCAAUUUCUAUUGCCCAUUUCACAAUUCUUACUAACCGUUUGGCAGAUGAUCGACGUUGGUCGAAAGAUUGUGACCCAUCAAACUAAGGGUUUUUUGGCUGCACAAACUGUCUAUUUUUUGCUUAACUUCAACCUUGCUCAUCGCCAAAUAUGGAUCACUAGACAUGUGCGUUACUCUUGGCCGUAGCGUGUGGCAUGGUCAUUUGUUAAUUUGUAUUGCAUAUUAGGGUGAGUCACUCGACAACGUUGUGGGCAAGAUUGGAGGCAACGCUCUUCUCAGUGAGAACGGGAAAAAGUACGCCAAAACUUUGGCCCAGUUCAUGGAUGGUGAGUAUCGUACCUCUAUUCGCGACAGUUGCCGGCGGUGCUGACGGCCCCUGGUUGCAGUUGAACGCAAAAAGUUCCGUGAAAAGCAGCUCCACAAACACGAGUCCUCACACAUGCCUCCACGCCCGGGUGACACUACACCCCCUAACCCGGAGUACUCGAAUUGUUGCACUCAGGACGAGGAUGGAAGGCCGCUGGAAAAGAACUUUUGUGUAUGGACGUCCAUGCUUGCGAGGAGUACCGAGACCGCCCAAUUCUUUGACGAGGAAGAGUAUGACAUCAAAGAGAUGCGCAUGCUCAAUGAGCUCAAUGCCGGGGUAGCUGAGGGCUUGACGUAUGUUUUUCUCCCCCCAUCCCUAUUGAUCCCGGGCCCUUCUGACUCGCGCCCUAGCUACGAUGAGAUUAAGCGUCUGUAUCCCCAAGAAUACGAUCUGCGUCGUCUUGACAAACUACACUACCGUUAUCCUGGAGCCGGCGGCGAGUCUUAUUUAGACGUUAUCAACCGCCUUCGCGCUGUAAUUGUGGAAGUUGAACGGAUGACAGAUCACGUCUUGUUGAUUGGUCACCGUGUGGUUGCCAGAGUUCUGCUGGCUUACUUUCUUGGUCUUGAACGGGAAGACGUUGCCAAGCUUGAUGUUCCUCUAGGAACUAUCUACGUUCUUGAACCGGUAUGAUCCCUGAUACCUGAGAAUCCUUCCCGUGCUGACAGAAAUUCAGAAACCGUACGGCGUUGAGUUUCGCGCCUACAACUACAAUUCCGAGACUGAGUGGUUCGACUUUCAGCCCGAUUUCAAGCUAAAAAACGAAGAACAAAAAGACAUAAAAGUGAACGUUAAAGUCGCUGCGAGCACUUAAAUCUCUCAACUACCUCGUUGUCUACGCCUGCCCACUAAUAUAGGGGCGGGAUGAGUAUACGGGCUGGGCUUUGGCCUUAUUUGUGCUCACUUCUUUUCGGUUUUUUUUUCUUUCGCCUCCUCUUCCUAGCUUUCAAACUCUCCCCUUUACUUUCUUCUACCUAUGUUUUGUCCGACACUUUUUUUUUUUCCCCCUCCCAUAGUUUUGUUCUUACAUGCAAUCCGCGCCGGGAUACGUUGAUGUUUUCAGCACAGAUAUUAAGGGCAUUAGUUGUUAAUGGCUGGCUGAGAAAGUAUUUAUACAGUUUCAACCGUGCUUUCCUCUUUCUUCCCUCUCCUGUUGCCGAUUUAUUACUCCGAUAUCUACACCUCUUUUCUUUUUCUCACUGACAUAAUACUUCGGCGGUAGCAGGCGGGAAAGCAAGCAAACAGAGCAGGCGGAAUAAUCGGGAAAGCGUCGUUUCUUUUUUUUUUACCCUUUCUAGUGAUUCGGCUUUGAUUUGGACAUUUUCCUUUGCGGCAUCAAGGUUUUUUGUACUAUCCAUUACUUCUUUUUUUCCCCCUAUUUUUUUUUUCCUCUUUGAUUCUUUGAUUUUCAUCUUGCGUUUCCCUCAUUCUUGCAAUGAGAUUUGAUUUGCACUGCACAUAGUUUGGGUGUUGGAUUCGGGAGUUUAUGUUUGCUUGCCAUUUUUCCUUUUUGUUGCCUACAGGUGGGGGUGUGGUGAUUAGUUGGCUAACUUGGGUUGGAUACGGUGGUGGGAAGGGAAUGGCAUAGGCGGACGCUGGGUGGGGUGCUGUGUUUUACUAGCAACGUUAGCUUUACUUGCGAUGACUGUAUAGAUAUCAUGCCUUGCUACAUAAGUGCCCUUUUCACUCGG